This is a messenger RNA of Morchella sextelata, 336 nucleotides long. RefSeq lists its product as uncharacterized. Bases 1 to 336 code for a protein of 111 amino acids. The record is from RefSeq and is a predicted model, not a curated record. NCBI's taxonomy places the organism in Eukaryota, Fungi, Ascomycota, Pezizomycetes, Pezizales, Morchellaceae. The transcript is spliced from 5 exons.
AUGGGGAAACUCUUCUUGCAGUUUGGCAAACAUCAUUCGGCAGCACUACAAGAACUCAUAUUACCUCUAUGUAACCACUGGAGUUCGUCGGUUUGCCGACACAAGGACUGUAAUUUAAUUCGGCGAUGCCAGGUGAGCCCAAAUUGGAUCGGCAAUCUCCGCUCCCCACACAGGACUGGCGAAGCACGCAAGGCGGUGCUCCACUCGACCCAAGCCUCUCUGCAACGAAUCUGCCAGACAAUAGAUCUGCAGACUCUAGCCAAUCUUUCCCGGGAUUAUCCCAUGGAGCCUUUGGGCCCCACGAGAAAUAGUCAACCUGCCAGGGAGCUAUUCUAA